AAAAUCAAACAUUAUUAUUUGAUCAAGCCUAUUUGGAUAAUAGUGAUAAUGAUAAUGAAAAUCAAUUUUUAAGAGACCAAUAUGAAAAUUUUAAUUAUGACAUAUUAUUGGAUAAAAUGUCUCAAGAUGACUAUAAAAUAUCUGAAGAUUUAUUUCAAGUUGAUACAAUUAGUGAAAACUUAACUCAAGAAGGUUCUCAUUUAUUAUCAGAAAGAUCACCUCAAGAAAGUUUCAAUAUAUUAUCAGAAGGAUCAUCUCAAGAAAGUUCUAAUGCAUUAUCAGAAGAAUCAUCUUAG
Molecule: messenger RNA, 296 nt
Organism: Cetraspora pellucida
Lineage: Eukaryota; Fungi; Glomeromycota; Glomeromycetes; Diversisporales; Gigasporaceae
Source: the annotation of a GenBank genome assembly